This is a messenger RNA of Rosa chinensis, 948 nucleotides long. RefSeq names its product chaperonin CPN60-1, mitochondrial-like. Gene Ontology annotation, cellular component: cytosol; mitochondrion. Gene Ontology annotation, molecular function: ATP-dependent protein folding chaperone; ATP binding. The coding region runs from base 275 to 625 and encodes 116 amino acids. The record is from RefSeq and is a predicted model, not a curated record. Lineage: Eukaryota; Viridiplantae; Streptophyta; Magnoliopsida; Rosales; Rosaceae. The transcript is spliced from 5 exons. Gene Ontology annotation, biological process: protein refolding.
AGGUUAUUACUGAAGAGCUGGGUUUGAACCUCGAGAAAGUGGAUCUGGAUAUGCUUGGAACUUGCAAAAAGGUCACAAUUUCAAAAGAUGACACUGUAAUUCUUGACGGUGCUGGUGACAAGAAGGAAAUUGAGGAAAGAUGUGAACAGAUUUGUCUCGUUGUGAAUUAUAAAAGCUAAGAUAUAGUUUUCCUUUUUGUUGAUACUUGCAGUCACCUGUCCUUUUGUAUUCUUCAAACAGAUUCGGUCAGUAAUUGAAGCAAGCACUUCUGAUUAUGACAAAGGAGAAGUUGCAGGAGAGACUGGCAAAACUUUCUGGUGGUGUUGCUAUGUUCAAGAUUGGAGGAGCUAGUGAAGCUAAAGUUAGUGAGAAGAAGGAUAAGGUUACUGAUGCCUUGACUGCCACAAAGGCAGCCGUUGAAGAGGGUAUAGUACCAGGUGGUGGUGUUGCACUCCUUUAUGCAGCUAAAGAGUUUGACAAACUUCCAACUACUAACUUUGAUCAGAAGAUUGGAGUUCAGAUUAUUCAGAAUGCUUUGAAGGUUUGUAUAUUUUGCUCGUCUCAUGAUGGGUUUGUGAACUUGGCUAGGCUGGCAGCAAUAUGGGUCUUCUUCUUCGAGGUCUAAAACGAGAAGAUAUACAGCGAGGACAGUGGGCGGUAAAGGCUCGGAAAGGAUAUACCUGAUAACAACUUGACGAGGUGCGCAUUGAAGUGUCUGACUACUUACAGACUUUGCUGUAGAUUUUGACUAGUUUUGAUUUUGAGUAAGGCUAGCUUUCAUUUAACCUUUUUGUAGUAGAUGAAGUAUUAGUAAUUGGUAGGCUAGCCUUGUAGUAGGUUAAUUGGGGUUUUAUUUUGCCUAUUUUGUAAACUGUCAAGGAUGAUGAUUUUGGACAGAAUAUCCCAAUACUCAAAUAACUCUUGUCAACUGUGGAUACUACAUUUUAU